AACAUUUAUAAAAACCCGGAAAAACCCACAUUCGAUCGAGAGAGAGACUCCAGAGAGAGAGAGAGAGCGCGGAUUGUAUCAGGGCAGAGGAAUGGUGUGUGAAAAGUGUGAGAAGAAAUUGGGGAAGGUGAUUGUGCCCGACAAGUGGAAGGAAGGGGCCAGCAACACCACCGAAGGCGGCGGCCGUAAGAUCAACGAGAACAAACUCCUCUCCAAGAAAAACAGCAUGUCUUCCUUCUUCAGAAGGGGAUGUUUAGUGGUAUAUUUCCCACCACAUUCAGUACUGGUACAAAAAGGAAUGGAUGUGGAUUACCAUGGGCAUCGACUUUGGACAAACGAUACUGAUGGUAAGGGGUUGGGCCCACUUUACCCCUCAUACACCUCCAUAAAUGGAGGAUUUGCGUCUGGGCCUGUAUUAUUCGAUAAUGCCCUGUCCGAUAUCUCUCCACAUACACGGACUCUGGUCUUCUUUGUGUGCAUUUCAUUGAUUCGGAAUCUGAUUUCUUCCCAAUAGUUUCGAGGUUGAGACUUGUUUAUUGGCCUUGGCCUUUGAGUUUUUGGGUGUGAAAUAGAGGGCAAUCACUUGGUGCAAAAAAGAGGCCAAAAGUCAGGUCUGUAUCAAAUUUAUGUCCCACAGACCUUAGUUAAUGACAACUAUCGUCACACUACUUUAGAUGGAUGUAGUUAUUGUUACCUACAAAAGCUUACUCUUUAUUUUUACUACUUGAUGUGUUUCCACUUAAGAAGUAUGGACAUGGACACAGUACUGGUAUGGGUACAGACACGUGAUACAAACAGCAGGGACCAUGGUAAAAGUAAAAAACGCAUAUACUUUACAUUUUUUAAAUUGUAAUUAAUGAGCAUACCAGAUCCACAAACACUCAAGCUAUUGGAAACCAACACUAACUUUAGCACAAAAAUAAAAACUCUCUGCUUCUACAUAAUUAAAAUAUGAUCGAUAAAAGGGAGCCAUGCGGUACAAGUUAUAGGUUUGCUGUAAAAUUUUACCCUUGAAAUUAGUUUUUUACAUUUUGAAGUGACACCAACCCAUGUCCCAACACCUCGCUUGGGACGCGUGUGACCUCAACAUGUCUCAGAUGUGUCCCAUGCUAAAAUUUGUUAUACAUAGUUGGACACGCAAGUUGACGUGUCCCAUAUGUCUCCCCACGUGUUCCCGGAGUGUUGGUGUGUCCGACACGGAUAAGGCUUCUUCUUAGAGGUGUAGGUGCUUCAUAGGUCCGUGUCUUAAUGCAUUCUACAAUAUCUCUUAACAUGCACGACUCUUUUUUCCAUUCGAAGAAUUGCAGUGA
Rhododendron vialii is the source of this 1310-nucleotide messenger RNA. RefSeq lists its product as uncharacterized. The transcript is spliced from 3 exons. Gene Ontology annotation, biological process: cytoplasmic microtubule organization. The record is from RefSeq and is a predicted model, not a curated record. Gene Ontology annotation, molecular function: microtubule binding. NCBI's taxonomy places the organism in Eukaryota, Viridiplantae, Streptophyta, Magnoliopsida, Ericales, Ericaceae. The coding region runs from base 92 to 514 and encodes 140 amino acids.